This is a messenger RNA of Sclerotinia trifoliorum, 1436 nucleotides long. NCBI's taxonomy places the organism in Eukaryota, Fungi, Ascomycota, Leotiomycetes, Helotiales, Sclerotiniaceae. The record is from the annotation of a GenBank genome assembly.
AAUCCGAUGGAGAAAAAUGGUGGUCGCGGAAAGUUGUUGAAAGCUGGCGCGCGUGAAUGUCACUGUCCGAUUGAAGCUUUGGAUCUAUUAGAAUAAUUUGGCGCUAGUGAUUUUGAAGCUUUCGGCAUAUUCCGUUCGCCGUCCUCAACAGUCCUCAAAAUUAUUGUUCCGCUCCGAACAUCACAACCAUUUACGAGGAAUCACAUCAAUGGAUAUGAAUACUCUAAACAUAUCAGCGACGGUGAAUAUAUUUCGUCUUCUUGCAAGGCCGACGCUGAUUUUACCUCAAGCAACGAUUUCCACUUUCAACCACCUGCCGAUACCCCUCAAUUCGGCCUUUGGAAAAUAUCAAAAUGCUGAUAUUAGGGCUGUAGUGCUGGACAAGGAUAAUUGUUUCGCAUAUCCUGAAUCAAAUGAUAUUCACGAGCCUUACAAUGUACGUUUGCAGGUAUAUUUAAUGGUCCUUGAAAUUUCUCAGUUUAUGCUCAGCAUCGUGCUCCAGUGUACAUGAGUUUGCUUUUCUUUCCAUCAAGCUUGUUGCAUCUGACUUCCUUUCACUUUCUCGAGUGAUAUAUAUCAUGAAUCUCUGUUCGAUGCUCAUGUAUAAUAGGACAAUUUCAAGAAACUUCGGGAAGCUUAUCCAGGUCGGCGGCUUUUGAUUGUGUCUAACACAGCAGGUGCUGAGUCAUUAGAUCGUUCUGGCAAGCUUGCUGCUGCAGUUGAGAAGUCUACAGGUGUUCCAGUCUUACCUCAUGCUUCUAAAAAGCCUGGUUGCGGUCAUGAUAUCAUGGAAUACUUUUCAAAAUAUCCCGAGACUGGAGUCACCAGACCGGAUCAAAUAGCGGUCGUCGGUGACAGGCUUACCACUGAUGUCAUGAUGGCAAAUCUGAUGGGUAGUUAUUCUGUAUGGAUCAAAGACGGAGUUAUACCGGUGGAGAAAGCAAGUGUGGUGAGUAGCAUAGGUAUAAUUUCAAGUUUGAUCUGAUGGGUGUGCCCCUUAGUUUGCAAGAUUAGAGCAAAAGUUCGCUGGAUUUUUGAUUCGACGCGGGUACGAGGCGCCAGAGCCAGCAAGUCCAUUCAAAAAGUAGACUGGCUCAAUGCCAUCUAACCAAAAUGACUCCUUACUUUGCUAUACAUUGAGUUUUCAUUCUGGCAAUAAACUGCGCGAAAAUAUCAUAGUGCGCUAAUUGGGUCUAUGACACUCCCAAGUGGAGUAACAAAGACCAAAGAGUGUGGAGACUUGUUGAAGAACCUUCACUCUGAUCGUCACAUGAGGGAAAAGAUAACAAUUGGCAUUCACAAUAGGUAUGUUAUCGAAGAGGAAUUGUUUGUCAAUGUUUCAACCGAUGUGGACAGCCACAUGGUCAAAUGGCGAGAAUGGGCAGCUUGAGUAUGGUUUGUUUACAAGGAUGAUAGAACCUAUAGGAACUAAAUUU